AUGAAAGUAGCUAGAUAGAUCUAAAGAUUUUUGAAAGUAGAAAAUUUAUCUAUUCCAAAUUAAUUGAAAUUUAUGAGAUUAAGUCUCUAAAACAACCUCCUCUUUGCUCAAUAAAAAAGAUACCUUAAUUAGAGAGUUAAUCAAAACGAAAAUUUUACUAAACAAGAAGAUCAAUAGCAAAAUCUAAGUGAAUAAUAGGAAGACCCUGAAAUAGUUAAUGAGGAUGAAGAUGAUCAAGAUGAUUAUGAAAAGAUUCUUCAACAAGAAUCAUUGGAUGUAGAUUCAAUCAAUGAAAAGAUUAGGCUAUUUUUUAGGUCAAAGCAGAGAAAUUAUGAGGACUUUGAUCUUAUUUUGCAUCAAAUUUAGAUGAACGCGAUGCAGAGUUAAGACAUUUCAGGACCGGGCUCAAGCGAAUUAUUUGAUGAAUUCAAUGAAAUAGCCAAGAUUUUCAAAGAGAGGUGUGAGAGAAAGGAUUUCGCUACAAUCAAAUAUGUGAUAUAUCUACAGUUCGGAGGAAUCGUGCUCAACAACUAAGCAAUAGUUGAUGAUCUUGUUAGAUAUGGAUUUGAUUUCCUAUAUCCCAAACUCCAAUGGAUAGAUAAAGUUAUCAGUAUGGAAUCUGCUUAAGCAAUAUCCGCCCCAUAUAUGAGUAAUAUGAUUGAUAAAAUUUGCUGUGAAAUACUGUUCUAAGAUUACAAUGAUUUCAUCGGUGAUAUUAGUCUGCCUAAUUUGAUACAGUUGAUGACUAUAUUUCACACCUAGAAGUAUUAAAGAUAAGAGCUUUGGAAUAAGUUUGAAGUAUGCUUAGCUUAUCUCUAUGAAUUAUCAAUGGAGGAAAUGGAAAAAUCAGAUUAAAAGGAACCAACAUUCACUAAAGACGACAUAUUCGUUGUUUUGAAGUUAUUAGUAGAUAGAAAAAUUGUGAAUAGUGAAAUUACUGAAGGAAUAUUUAAGGAUGUAGAAUUUGGUUUAUAAAACAAUGAGUUUAACUUGAAAGAAAUACUAUUGCUCUAAGAUUCUUAUUACAAGCUUGGAGCAUUCUAAGAUGAACAUCAGCAAGCUAUUGCUGAUUACAUAUUAGAAUAAAAAUACGUGCUUGCUGACUUUUAAGAAUUAAAACUUAAUGAGAAUCUUAGACUCUUUAGAGGACUUUUCAGUUAAAAUAAACUAACUUCUUUGAAAUACAAGUAAAUUCAUCAAAUUUAUGAAGAGAUUGUGAAGAAUAAUCAGGCAAAUUUAAACCUCAGCACCUGGUUGACUGUGAUUGAGACCUGCAGAUUUUCAGAGACUCAUUUAGAUUAAUUACUCGAAUAUGCCAAAAAAUAAUAUCUAAAAAACUAUUCUGACGAAUACUUUGAGACCUCAAGAGAUGGAGUCAGCACUUUAGAUACUUAAACAAGUCACAGAAGAUCUGAACUUUUCAAAAAGAAGCCCAAGAGUGUCUUAGUAAACAAGAGAGAAUUUGAUGUGUGA
Messenger RNA from Stylonychia lemnae, 1473 nucleotides. The record is from the annotation of a GenBank genome assembly. NCBI's taxonomy places the organism in Eukaryota, Ciliophora, Spirotrichea, Sporadotrichida, Oxytrichidae.